UUAACUCAGAUGAACUCUCCUUCACUUGCAUCAGUUGGGAUUUUUAUGUACAUUCCCAGCACUUGUGUCCCUUUGGGAAAAUGGUCACACUGAGUCCCUAAUGGCAGACUUUCCCUUGCUCAGAGAACAUGGGGCACUCAGGGCCUUGGGAACAGCAGCCACCCCAGUGACUAAGAAGGAAGGCAAAUGAAGAAGCAGCCUGAACUGCCAUUGCUGUCUGUGGCAGCAUCCCAACCAGUGUCAGCCGGAUGCUGAGCAGGCAGUGCACGAUUGGACCCAGCCCUGCAGGGACCAUCUCGUGAGCAGUGUGGGAGCAGGCAGCCUGCAGACUCCAGACACCUCCACCAUGACCACAGCAGGGCUUUUGGUGCUCCUCUCCUCGGUGCUUUGCUGCAUCCCAGAUACUGCCUUUGGGAUCGAGGUGGACUGCAGUACAUAUCCCAACACCACAAAUGAGGAGGGCAAAGAGGUGCUGGUCUGCAGCGAGGCCGUCAGCCCCAUCUGCGGUUCUGAUGGAGUCACCUACAGCAACGAGUGCCUGCUCUGUGCCUACAACGUAGAAUAUGGAACCAAUGUCAGCAAAGACCACGAUGGAGAAUGCAAGGAAGCUGCCCCUGUGGACUGCAGCAGGUACCCCAACACGACCAGUGAGGAGGGCAAAGUGGUGCUGCUCUGCAACAAAGACCUCAGCCCUGUCUGUGGGACCGACUGGGUCACCUACGACAACGAGUGCCGUCUCUGUGCCCGGAACAUAGAGGCUGGAAGCAGUGUUGGCAAGAAGAGUGAUGGUGAAUGUAAGAAGGAAAUUGUUACAGUUGACUGCAGUGACUACCCCAGACCUGUCUGCACACUUGACUACAUGCCUCUCUGUGGCUCUGACAACAAAACAUACAGCAAUAAGUGUAACUUCUGCAACGCAGUCGUGGACAGCAAUGGGACUAUCACUUUAAGCCAUUUUGGAAGAUGCUGAGUAUCAGUGCCGAGAGGAUUCACCACAGUAUCCCCACUGGCAAAUCCCAGCUAAAGAUCUCACCUCAGUUCAUCUCACCCUCUGGGGAACUCAGCUCACUCCUGAUUUUCUUUCUCAAUAAACUAAAUCAGCAACA
Molecule: messenger RNA, 1106 nt
Organism: Corvus hawaiiensis (hawaiian crow)
Lineage: Eukaryota; Metazoa; Chordata; Aves; Passeriformes; Corvidae
Product: ovomucoid-like
Exons: 9
Coding region: 347-970 (207 amino acids)
Molecular function (GO): protein binding; serine-type endopeptidase inhibitor activity
Source: RefSeq, a predicted model, not a curated record